Messenger RNA from Juglans microcarpa x Juglans regia, 891 nucleotides. RefSeq lists its product as uncharacterized. NCBI's taxonomy places the organism in Eukaryota, Viridiplantae, Streptophyta, Magnoliopsida, Fagales, Juglandaceae. The transcript has 2 exons. The record is from RefSeq and is a predicted model, not a curated record. The coding region runs from base 1 to 891 and encodes 296 amino acids.
AUGGAUGAAGAAGUUCACGCCUUGCAAAACAAUCGCACUUGGAUUUUGGUUCCUCGACCUACAAACACCAAUAUUGUGGGCUCUAAAUGGGUGUUUCGGACCAAAUAUCUCCCUGAUGGUUCCAUCAACGUCUCAAAGCCCGUCUUGUUGCCAAGGGCUACACUCAGUCGCGCCGACACAUUACUUUUUGUCUUCCACAAGCAGAAUGACCUAAUCUAUUUGCUUCUCUAUGUUGAUGACAUCAUUCUCACAGGCAACAACUCCUCUCUUCUUGACAGCUUUACUCGCAAGCUCAAUUCUGAGUUCGCUACUAAGGAUCUAGGCUCUUUUAGCUACUUCCUUGGUCUUGAAGCUACAUCCACUACUGAUGGUCUUUUUAUCAAUCAGCUCAAAUAUGCACAAGAAAUUCUCACCCGAGCUCAGUUACUUGACAUCAAACCAGUUCAUACUGCCAUGGUUGUUUCUCAAAACCUGUCUGCUGAUGGUCCUCUGUUCUUGGACCCUACACUUUACAAAUCUCUUGUCGGUUCUCUACAAUACUUGACAAUUACACGUCCAGAUAUUGCUCAUACCGUAAAUUCAGUUAGUCAAUUUCUACACUCUCUGACUGAAGAUCACUUUCAAGCUGUCAAACGCAUUAUUCGCUAUGUUAAGGGCACACUACACUUUGGACUUACUUUUCAUCCAUCUGCCACUCCUGGUGCUUUAGUUGCCUACUCGGAUGCAAAUUGGGCAGGCUGCCCUGAUACUCUUCGCUCUACGUCGGGCUAUUCCAUUUAUCUUGGUGACAAUUUGGUCUCUUGGAGUGCCACGAAACAACCCACUGUCUCUCGCUCCAGUUGUGAAUCUGAAUACCGUGCCUUGGCUCUCACUGCCGUUGAAAUUCUCUAG